AUGCCCAAUUUGUCAUCGCCUUCAGCACUGCAGUUCUCACUGCCUCAGACGACGACGGAUCCUGAGCUUGCCGCCUCACCACAUAACAAGCCACCGCCAGCUUCAAACGAAACCGAAGCGAAUAGACUUAUAUCAGAACUCACAGCACCAAUAUUGACCGAAACCUUCAUAUCUCCUAAUUCCUCAGAUGAAGGGCCAAGUAAGAGGAGCGUCUCAGCAACAAAUGAUUAUGUUAACCAGGAUUCCGAUGCCUGGCGUGCAGAGGACUAUUGUCAUGUGCCUCGCUUGAAGGAAGACGUGUACCAAGAAAUGACAAAGCAUUUUGCGCGUUACAACCGAGAUAACGAGUACUGGUCUUCUUUCACAUCCAGCGCUUUUCCACCAAGUACCUAUAUCAACACCUUUAUCCAGGUGUAUUUUGAAGAGUUUCAUUCACUUCUCCCGUUCCUCCAUAAAGCAUCUUUCGCUCCAAAAAAAGAUCAAUGGAUUCUGUCUCUUAGCGUAGCUGCAAUUGGGUGUAUAUUCUCUCGGGCAGCAACUACGAGAAUAGCAUCCUUCACCCUGCUCGAGUUCCUACGAAGAGCCAUACAUGUACAGUCUGAAAGGCUCCGAACUUCUCAGCCUGAAAUUUCCUUCGUACAGGCUGUCCUUCUCAGUCACCUUGGUAUGAUGUUUGCGCCGGAGACAACACUUACUGAGGCUGUGCCUACUACGAGGGCACUACUCGAGACUCUGUGUCGAAAGAUGGCCUGCCAAACCAACUUUGACGCUUUUGGACGACUUCUUGGGACUGAAAAGUCGGGGCAAGAGAAUUGGGUCGAGUGGAUCAAGAAGGAGAGUCUACAGCGCCUAUUCUAUUCAGUCUGGAUUCUCGAUUGCCAAUACAGCUGCUUCUGGUCAGGCCCAGGGAUAGUCACCAUAGACUGCCUACAAUUACCCGCUCCCUUUCAUCAGACACUCUGGGAAGCCUCGUGCGAGGAAGCAUGGAAGAAACAUCGAAACAUGCCAAUCUUCAAGCCCGUGCCUUUCCAAACAGUGCUUUUUGAAUUUUACCGCACUCAAAAGAUUGACAAUUUGGAUCCCUUUAAUACACUACUGCUCAGUAUUGGGAUUAAAUACCACGCCGAAAAGCUUGACCGUGUAACCAUCUACCUUAACAUCCUCCAAGACCAUGCCAAAACGCUGCCACCUUCAAGGCUCUCUGGAGCUGUCGAGAGUCUGUCCUACUUACUAUCGAUGUUUAUAUAUUUACCAGUUCAACAGCUUUAUGCAUUCUCCGGUUGGCGUGCAGACAUGACCCAAAGGGCUAUUGUAAACUCCAAAUUACGUACCUGGAUCCGAAGCAAAAGCGAGGCGCGGACAGCCCUUAAGAAUGCUUGUAAAGCGUGGUCAAUAAUUCGAAAAGGAAAGACAGGGGCGCAGCAUGAGACGAUGGGAUUCUUGGUGGCAACGCUGCUCAUUUGGGCCUGGGUUGAGCUAGGAAGCAGGCCAGAAGUGAAUGAUAUGGAUUUGUUAUUGACAGUUCGAUUGGAUGAAGGAAACGAUAGUACGAAAGAAUGGAUCAAUAAUAACGAAGACAGACGCCUGUAUCUUGGUGGUGUAGGGUGUCUCUGGGAUGAGGGAGCAGGGCGGAGGCUGAUUCAUGAGUCUGCAAACACUCUCCAUGGUUUCAACUGGCCAGCGGCUCAAGUAGUAGCGUCGAUCUUACGAGAGCACUACAAGUCUUUCCAUCAGGGAGUUACUAUUAGCCCUACUUACUAA
Fusarium verticillioides 7600 is the source of this 1761-nucleotide messenger RNA. RefSeq lists its product as hypothetical. The record is from RefSeq and is a predicted model, not a curated record. Lineage: Eukaryota; Fungi; Ascomycota; Sordariomycetes; Hypocreales; Nectriaceae. Bases 1 to 1761 code for a protein of 586 amino acids. Gene Ontology annotation, molecular function: RNA polymerase II cis-regulatory region sequence-specific DNA binding; zinc ion binding; DNA-binding transcription factor activity, RNA polymerase II-specific. Gene Ontology annotation, biological process: DNA-templated transcription; regulation of transcription by RNA polymerase II. The transcript has 4 exons. Gene Ontology annotation, cellular component: chromatin.